Molecule: messenger RNA, 1215 nt
Organism: Didymodactylos carnosus
Lineage: Eukaryota; Metazoa; Rotifera; Eurotatoria; Philodinida; Philodinidae
Source: the annotation of a GenBank genome assembly
AUAUGAGAUUAUCUGAUUGUCUGCUUCUCUGCUUCAUAAGAAAGACACACCAUACUUCAAGAAUAUUCCAAUCUGAAUAUUCAACAUAUAAGAUUAUCUGAUUGCCUGAUUCUCUACUUCAUAAGCAAAACUGUCCAUACUUAGAGAAUAUUCAAAUCCAAAUAUUUGACAUAAAAGAGUAUCUGAUUGUCUGCCUCUCUGCUUCAUAAGAAAGACAGACCAUACUUCAAGUAUAUUCAAAUCUGAAUAUUCAACAUAUAAGAUUAUCUGACGGUCAGAUUUUCUGCUCCGCAAGAGACACAUACCAUACAUAAUAAAUAUUCUUAUAUCAGUAUGAAAAACAUUGGAAUACUGGAAAAAAUCUAAACAUGUAACCUAUUUAGAUUUGACAUCAGCUGAUAUAAACCACAUAAAGCGAUUUGGUGGUAUAUAUACACGACAAACAUUUUUAUAUCGUACACUUAAUAAAUCACUCAAAGACUCGGACUACAACGUUCUCUUUGCACUUCGAUUCGUUAUUGCCGAUCUACAUAAACAAUUAGCAGGGGAACACAAAAAAUUUCGACGUUCACAUAACAGUGACGAUCCUAUUUUUCGUGUUUAUCGGGGACAAGCGAUUCCCAUCGAUGAGCUGAAUUUGAUUCGUAAUAGCAUUGGUGAAUUCUUGUCAAUCCAAAGCUUUUUGAGCACAAGUACCGAUCCAGAAGUUGCCAUUUCUUUUGCCAAACAAGUUAUGCCCACAUCUGAACUAACACGUAUUUUGAAAAAAGAAACCAACGGCGGGGUAUUUUCACUUGGCUACUUACUCUACCGACAGGGAAAUUAUGAGCAAACAAAGAAGUAUUUCGAACAACUAUUAGGUGAAUCAUCGAUCAGUGAUUUCGAUAAAGCACAUUGUUAUCAUGGACUCGGCGGUGUUGCCGUCGCACUCAAACAAUAUGAUGAAGCACUCGUCUAUUAUCAAAAAGAACUUGAAUUAUGGAUGAAAAUGUAUCGUAGUGGUCAACAUAUAACUAUUGCUCAAACUUACAUGGGUUUCGGUCAAGUUUACUGCUUCAAUCAAGAACUUGACUCAGCAUUAGAGUGUGAACAAAAAGCACUUUCUCUUCUACCUGAUAAUCAUAUUGAUCGUGGCAAAGCUUAUGGUAUAAUGGGUCGUGUUUAUCGAGCUAAAAGAAUGCAUGACUUAUCUCAGGACUAUUAUAAAAAGCAACU